UGUAGAGCAGCUGAACACCUUUUGCUCACAAGUACACACACGGAUCCUCGUCUUCAUCUUAACCUGUGUAAAUGAUAUGUUCAUUCAAAAACAGAUGUCCCACUUCAGUAACUUGAAGCUGCAGUAGAUUUUUAACACCCCCUUUGCACGUCUCUAAGACUGUGUUAGUUGACAAUUACCUGGAGAAGUCAUCUUGUGUUGCUACAUCUCCAGAAGAGGAAGCAGAUGUUAAUGAAUGCCUUUUGUAUAAACACACUUAUUUCUCAGGUUUCAGUGCCUGUUCAACAUCUCCACCGUGCAGCGCAUGUUGGCAAAUCAGUUACACAGCUCAGCUUGGGAUUGGGAUCUCUGGAAUAUGAACCACUGUGUAGACAUAUACAGUCACAGGAAAAUGUGUCACAAGUCAUUUGAAUAAGACAGAGAACAUGGAUAUGCAUCAUACUUAUGUAUGUAAAGACAUUCAAUCACAAAGUAAUCAAUUAAGAACCUGGGAAAUUACAUUUAUUUAAGAAUAACUGAUUAUAGAGAACAAAAAAAGGUCAAAUCAAACACAAAAGGUUUUGUGUCAUCAUCAUGUAAAUGUAUACAACAUAUGACUCAAAUAUAAUUUUAAAGAUGCCUACAUGUAGUUUUAAAAAUACGACUGUAAUGUGAUUUCUUUAGUUUGCCUUGCUUCAACCUUCAGCCGGAAGCCCAUGUUUGGCCAUAACCAGUAGAGCUUUACUCCUGCAAUCAUUAAAGGGAUUAGGCAAUAAGUCCUUUCUUUUAUUCAUCCCACUGAGGACCAAGUAAGACAACGCUUAUAAGAUACACAUUUUGGUAUUAGUUGGUAUUUGGUAUAAAUAUUCCAAAUAUCUAAAUCAUGCGGUAGCAUUGGGAUGCACAGCAUCUGCCAUUUUAAGUCUUAAAUGGGGUCAAGCUAAACAUUGUCGUGUCAUUUUUCACAUGUUGAGUGGCCUUUCUGAACUUUAGACGGAACCACCCACACACAUGUUGGCAAUAAAAAAAAUCAAGAAAAAAAAGGAAGUAUUAUAUUAUUAAAAAUAUUAUACAAAUAUUAUUCAAUGCCGUUCCAACAUCAGUCUACAAUAUAUCACAAAAUACUAUCUAUAAAGACAGGAUCACUAUGACAAUCCAAGCACCUGAUUGUUUACCAAACUGUCGCUGAAGCUGAUGAGAAUUCCUUUUAUGUUUUUUGGGAGUAUUUACAAGUAUUUGAUAAAUUUAAAUUUUGACGUGAUUAUGGCAGUAGAUUAAAAGUCUGACAAUUAGUAACGUAAUUCAGGUGUAUCCUCAGGAUACCCUACACCAGUAAAUACAAUUCCUAAUUAAAUGACUCAUUCACAGAUGUUCACGUUGUGUAAUAUUUAGCAUCCAAGCUCGUUUUGCAAUCACCGCAAGGUUGUCAAAGAAAUAACCACUUGUGUGUCAUUGCUUUCUUGAUGAUACAUUUUCCAUUCAUAGGGUUGGAAGUGCCCUGAAAUAUAAAUGCACAUUUUCUGCUGGUGAUUUAACACAUAUUCUUCACCAUUGCCAAUCAUUGACAUCAUUCAAAUAGUCAGAUUAUUGUUGGAAGAAUCUCCACUUCACCCAUUAACUGAAAAGGACAUCCUUUUCAGUUAAACAAUCCAAGGAGGAGGGCGCUUAAAGCUUUAAAAGAGAUCCAGAAACUCAUUUCACUACUAAAAACAUCCACACAACGCCACACAUUGAGAGGUGUAAUACCAAUCCCUGACAGUUGUUUCACUGAGUGACAUCUACAUUUGGCAAAGAUGGGUUUGGAUGAGCGUAUCGUUACCCUAUUCAAGAGAAAUGCCCAUCACACGCUGACCUAUUGGAGCGUUUUCUUCAGCUUAGGACUCUGCAUUGCUUUCCUUGGACCAACAAUUUUGGACUUGCAAUGCCAAACAAACUCCACACUUGGUCAGAUUACCUGGGUAUUCUUUUCCCAGCAGUUCUGCUUGUUGAUUGGCAGCUCUAUUGGUGGCGUUUUCAAGAAGACGUUUUUCAGUGCUCUUGCUGCCUUAUUUGUCUCUACUCUCACCAUCUCUGUAAUAUUUGCCAUCAUCCCUCUGUGCAAUAAUGUUCUCGUGCUGGCCAUCGCCAUGGCCGUGUCUGGUUUUGCGAUGGGCAUUAUUGACACCAUUGCUAACAUCCAACUGGUGACCAUCUAUCAGAGGGAUUCAGCUGUUUUCCUACAGGCUCUUCAUUUCUUCAUUGGGCUCGGAGCCCUGGUGAGCCCACUGAUUGCAGACCCUUUCCUCUCCGAGACGGGCUGUGGGAAUCACACAGGGAAUGGGACUGAGAUCUUGCAUCAUUUCAGGAAUAUGCUGAGAAACAGUCCGAUUGCAGAGCACGACAUAAACCAAACCUACCUGCCGUACGAGGGUGGGAAAGAGGAGUCCAAUGUGCACUCUGCUUUCUGGAUCAUGGCUGUUAUCAAUCUCCCCGUGCCCAUCGCUGUCCUGUUCCUGAUGUAUCGUGAGCAAUUGAUCCCAUGUUUCCCCAACGGCACGCCUCGUCUCCUGGACAAAGAUGAAUUAGCUAUGGAGGACCAGCAGGGGGCCGGGGCCUCCGAAGUGGAGCUGAAAGAACACGAGGCUGGAGGUCAUGGGAAUAUCUUUAGCUGCUGUCAGAAUGAUAACCUGCGCGGGGUUCCCGUCUCCUUCUUUAUGAUUCAUAUCCUCGGUGGGUUGGUGCUUUUCAUGACCGAUGGCAUUGUGGGUACAUAUGCUGGCUUCGUUUACACUUAUGGUGUUGCACAACCUAUUUCAUUGCCAAAUAAAACAGCUGGUUACCUGGCCAGUAUAUUUUGGGCAGCGAUCACCGCCGGCCGUCUUUUGUCCAUUCCACUUUCGUACCGUUUCCAGCCUGUAAGACUGCUCAUGUUCAACCUGGCAGGUGCUAUUGUAACAGUCUUGCUGCUGCUUAUUUUCUACACCAGCAGCACCUUUCUUUUUGUCGGGACAUGUUUAUGCGAGCUUUUUCUCAGCAGCAUAUUCCCAUGUAUGCUCGCAUAUACGGAGGACAUCCUUGAUUAUCAGGGGUGUGCAACGCCAGUGCUGGUGACAUGUGCAGGGAUGGGAGAGAUGGUAAUGCAGGUUCUGGUUGGCUUGAUUAUUCCUACCUUAGGCAGCUACAGCUUCCUGCUGUGCGGAAUGAUAAUCGCCUGCCUUGGUUUCAUCCUCUUCAUUGGGCUCCUGCUGUUCCAUCGAAUGCACAGAAAUUACCUCACAGGAACGACAAAAAAGUUGGCCAUGGUGGAGGAACCAGCAACAGAGCAGAAUGGAUCGGCCGUAACAGAGCAGAGAAAUGAAGCAGAGAGCAGCUGAGACGGGACGCAACGCUGUUUUGUCCUUUAGUGACUUCUGUAGAGAUGAAGUAUUACAACAAUGUCUUUUACCUUACCUUUCAAUCCCUUUUUUCUGUUUUUAUUCUAGUCGUUUUGUUUUCAUGUUAUUUUAUGUGUUUUUGCAUAUGUGCAUGGAUUCCUAUAUAAAAUGUGUAUUAAACAAUAAUGUUGAUGAAGCGAACAUAGUGUGGGUUUGAUC
Gasterosteus aculeatus aculeatus (three-spined stickleback) is the source of this 3551-nucleotide messenger RNA. RefSeq names its product solute carrier family 60 member 1b (gene slc60a1b). The record is from RefSeq and is a predicted model, not a curated record. NCBI's taxonomy places the organism in Eukaryota, Metazoa, Chordata, Actinopteri, Perciformes, Gasterosteidae. Gene Ontology annotation, biological process: transmembrane transport. Gene Ontology annotation, molecular function: D-glucose transmembrane transporter activity.